AUGAGACACUUUCUCACAGUCGUCCUGGGCCCUUCAUCUGAAAUAAGAAGGAAGACGAUGAUCACAAUUUAUUUACAUACAAUUUAUUAUUUGUAGCUAUUCACUGGACUUCAUUGUGCUCUUUAGAAGGUCUUUUGGAUCUUUUUUUUUUGAAGCGCUGUAGUGAUCAUCAUUUAAGGGGGAAGCUUUGCCUCACAUUAAGUUUGGACAGAUUGAAAGGAAACUACACAAAGGAUGAGGAAGAACAUUGGCCUGUUCCUGCUGCUCUUGAGCCACAUCAUCACACCCUCAUCAGCACAAAAUACAAGCACCACGUCCACGAAUAUUUCACUACCGGUGGACGUCUCUGUGUUUGUGGGGGACCCCGCUGUGUUAAGCUGUGGUGGGCCUAAAACAUCUGCUGUCACCUUCACUUUGUUCGGGGGACACGGAAAUUACAGCCUCACCUGCCCUGGUGGGCAUGUGGAAGACAUCCCCCAGGCUGUUUAUGGAAGUUGUCAUCUAAAACAAGGACAGUCACUUGCUGUGUGGACCAUCAGAGGAACGUCCAAUUCAGACAAUAACACACGAGCCGUUUGUCAGUUGCCAAAUGGUUUCGGGUCUUCUACUGCCACCCUGCGUGUUUAUGAUAAUGGAAUGAACACGGCCAUCCUCAUUGGCUGCGUCAUCGGGGCAUUCUUUGGUACCGUCCUGGCAUUUGCUCUGUGUUUCAUAUUUCUGCAGAGAUCUGAGACCUUCCAGAAAUGUUUCCGGGGUAAGGAAGAAGAUGAUGAUACAUUCUCAAUCAUAUCCAAGGAUUUUUCAAAGCAAAAGAAAAAUAACCUUCAAGCCGACAACUGACAUAAUAAAAUCUGAAUUCAAUUCAAUAAUCUGUUCAAGUGACAAUAUGGACUGUUAUCAAUGUAUAGUAAAUUCAAAACAAAAGAAAAAUAACCUUCAAGCCGACAACUGACAUAAUAAAAUCUGAAUUCAAUCCAAUAAUCUGUUCAAAUGACAAUAUGGACUGUUAUCAAUAUAUAGUAAACAUGAACGAGUUAAGAUGGCAGAAGACAGAGUAAAAAUGUUGUUUUGAGGUUUCAGUGACACAACAGGGAUUUCAACUAACCCUGCAAGUGGAAUCACUUCCAAUGACUGCGAAUUGGGAAAGUGCAGAGGGAUCACUGAAAGAGUGGAAGAAGUGCAUGUCGGGAAAAUUAGAGGCGGGGCUGUGUUUUGUGAUCCCUCGUGGUCGUGUUUUUGUUUUCACCCACAACAUUCAAAGAAAAUAUCGAGCUGUUUAUGUAAAUUUGUAAAUUAUAAUUGCAAUGUGAAGCAUU
Messenger RNA from Syngnathoides biaculeatus (alligator pipefish), 1316 nucleotides. RefSeq lists its product as uncharacterized. The transcript has 6 exons. The record is from RefSeq and is a predicted model, not a curated record. The coding region runs from base 235 to 840 and encodes 201 amino acids. Lineage: Eukaryota; Metazoa; Chordata; Actinopteri; Syngnathiformes; Syngnathidae.